This is a messenger RNA of Staurois parvus, 454 nucleotides long. The record is from the annotation of a GenBank genome assembly. NCBI's taxonomy places the organism in Eukaryota, Metazoa, Chordata, Amphibia, Anura, Ranidae.
CUAAACCCACAACAGUAAAAACAGUCUGUAUAUGCAUGCUUGACAUACUCACUGUGGAACCUAAGGGGUUAAUCCUCUACACUGUGUAAAAAGGAUGGUUGAUCCUGUCUUCUCUGAUUCUCCCCUUCUUUUUACUGUCCCCAGUCCAUCUGCUGAUGGAACAGAGCCUUGGGGGCCAACUGCACAUGCUCAGUUUGGUGUGUAUUGCUAUAGAAUUUUUUUCCUCUUUGGGAAAGUGCAUGUAAUCAGCACAGGGCCAAUCGGCAUAGACAGAGGGUCAGGGGUUAUGCAGCCACAUAGGACAAUCAGGGAGGAAUGAAAGCUCCUUCUAGAAGCUUUAACCAGUGCUCUGCUGUACAUUGAUAGAAGGAAAAAAGGUAUUUAGCAGUUUAUACUUACUAAAAGAAUUGAAUUUCCAUUUUCUGUGCACUGUGGGGGACCAAAUAUAGUGAAU